This is a messenger RNA of Meloidogyne enterolobii, 1405 nucleotides long. The record is from the annotation of a GenBank genome assembly. Lineage: Eukaryota; Metazoa; Nematoda; Chromadorea; Rhabditida; Meloidogynidae.
CGAUACUCAACUCCAAUCAACAACGAUGGCGGACGGCAAGAAGGAUGAUGACGGCAAGAAAGGCGGCGGAGAACGAAGCGUGAUCAAGGGGGAUGGUGGUAAGUGCGAGCAGGCAGUCCAAGGAAGGGAGCAGCAACAACAGGAGGACGCUAACACGAACACGGAGAUGAUCUCGCGUCUUGAACCGAUGGAGGCAAUCGCUCUGAAUAUUGGGACUGUGGUCGGCAGCGAAGGACACAGGAAAUGGCACGUUCUCAGCAGGUUAGGAUCUGGCGCGUUUGGUGCUGUCUAUCUGGUGGAGGAGGAGGGUGCCAAGAAGGAGGAAAAGUAUGCCUUGAAGGCAGAGCGCCUCUCAGCUCAAGUGCAGAUGUUGGCCGUCGAAGUGCAAGUAUACCAGGCGCUGAUGGCAAAGGCAGUUGAAGGAAAACGCCGGUACCCGUUGCUGAUUGACAAGGGAGCCUGGAACAAUCAGUGCAACUACUUGGUCAUGUCAUUGGUCGGCCCAUCACUUGAGGAUCUUCGACGUAAGCGUCCCAACAACAGGUUUUCCAUGGGCACGGCUCUGAUUGCGGCAAAGAAGACUUUGGCGGCGAUUGUACAGAUGCACCUCGUCGGAUUUCUUCACAGAGAUAUCAAGCCAGCAAACUUCUCGAUUGGACACACGGACAAGAAUGUCAUCUACAUCCUCGACUUUGGCAUGGCACGAUGUUUUGUACGGCCAGACGGCGUACUUAAGCGUCCACGCGCAGGCAACAUCGGUUUCCGAGGGACAGCCAAAUAUGCUUCAAGAAUUGGUCACAAACAUAAGGAGCUCUGCCGAGGGGACGACGUCGAAAGUUGGUUCUACAUGGCAUGUGAGCUUGUGAAAGGGAAGUUGCCUUGGCAGCGUGUCGAUGAAGAAGCUAAAAUACGUGACAUGAAGAUCGAAGCCUUAAGACCUGGGAAGGUGGACGUCAAAGGAAAGGGGCCGACUUCUGAGACAGCAGCGGGGACGAAGGCCAAAUCGGAGGCGAAACCCAAGGUGGAAUCAAAGCCCAAGAUCGAGACUAAGACCAAGACUGAGGCAAAGCCCAAAUCGGAAGCAAAGCCUAAGACGGAGACUAAGACCAAAACAGAGGCCAACCCCAAAUCGGAGCCGAAGACUAAAGUGGAGCCGAAGGCGAAAGCAGAGGAGGGAAAGGAAGGAAGUGCAAAGAAAGCUGAGAGGGAGCCGAAGGAUCCACGUCGCCUGCUGCUUGGUGGAUGUCCUAAACAGUUCGCCAACAUUCUUGAACUCGUCGCGCCACUCCGCUAUUAUGAUGACCCGCCGUACGAUGAUAUUGCCGAACUCAUAGCUGCAGCAAUAAAGAAGAUGAAAGUGCAGACAUAUCCACUAGAUUGGCAAGAAGGAGGGAACAAAGCCUAG